Messenger RNA from Daucus carota subsp. sativus, 950 nucleotides. RefSeq names its product DNA-directed RNA polymerase II subunit RPB7. Bases 60 to 587 code for a protein of 175 amino acids. The transcript is spliced from 6 exons. Gene Ontology annotation, molecular function: translation initiation factor binding; single-stranded DNA binding; single-stranded RNA binding. The record is from RefSeq and is a predicted model, not a curated record. Gene Ontology annotation, cellular component: P-body; RNA polymerase II, core complex. Gene Ontology annotation, biological process: positive regulation of nuclear-transcribed mRNA poly(A) tail shortening; DNA-templated transcription; transcription initiation at RNA polymerase II promoter. NCBI's taxonomy places the organism in Eukaryota, Viridiplantae, Streptophyta, Magnoliopsida, Apiales, Apiaceae.
GAAGACUAGUUUUUUUCGAGAAAUCAAUCAAAUUAGUAGCAAUAAGAAAGAAAGCAAAGAUGUUCUUUCACAUAGUACUUGAGAGAAAUAUGCAGCUUCAUCCACGCCAUUUUGGACGAGAUCUUCGCCCUAAACUCGUCUCCAAAUUAAUGAAAGACGUGGAGGGCACUUGUAGUGGCCGACAUGGGUUUAUUGUGGCGAUAACUGGUGUAGAAAAUGUGGGGAAUGGGUUGAUAAGAGAUGGGACUGGAUUUGUUACCUUUCCGGUUAAGUACCAAUGUGUUGUUUUUAGGCCUUUUAAAGGUGAAAUCUUGGAAGCUGUUGUCACCAUGGUUAAUAAGAUGGGAUUCUUUGCUGAAGCUGGACCUGUUCAGAUUUUUGUCUCCAAUCACUUGAUCCCAGAUGAUAUGGAGUUCCAAUCUGGUGAUAUGCCUAAUUAUACAACUUCGGAUGGAUCGGUUAAGAUCCAAAAAGAAAGUGAAGUCAGGCUGAAGAUCAUUGGAACCAGGGUUGAUGCUACAGAAAUUUUCUGUAUUGGUACCAUAAAAGAUGAUUUCUUGGGCGUGAUCAGUGACCCAACUUCUUAACAGACUCGAAGGCGCAUGCGAUAUUGUCCAGGAGCCAAGCCUGAGGUUUUGUCUUCUGAUUGUCGUUGUGCUUAGAUCCUGCAAUCAUUGUAAUAAUGAGAUGUGGGUGUGAGAAAGUGGAGUAUAUCGGUUUGGGUUUUGCUUGGAUAGCCUUAAAUUCUUAAUCUAAAAUCUUUGUAGUAUGACUGACCUGUUCGGGCUUAUGUAGACGUGUGUUGAAUGUAAAGAAUAUGACAAAUAUGAACCUUCAUUUUGUUGUGAACUAUGGAGAAAGAGACACUUGAAUGGUGGCUAGUAUAUGCUUAAAUGGUUAAAAUAUUCAAACAAUAGGGAUGACCCUGUUAGACAGUUGGAUUGUUGAAA